CUUUUCUUUCGGCAUUCGCUUCAUUCCUUUUCUUCAUUCGUUCUUCCUUUUCCUCCACUUGGUCUCUUUCUCCUUUGGUUUCUUAUUCACAUAUUUGAGGUUUCUUUUUUUUUUCUUUUUGUUCAACAACCAUGGUCUACUUCAGCGACGAAGCAAUCAAGAACAACCUGGAGUGGGUUUCAGGGUUGUCAAUUGACACAGAACCCACGGGCGUUCGUCGGUCCUCUAUCAUCUGCACCAUCGGCCCAAAGACAAACUCGGUCGAAAUGAUCACAGCAUUGCGAAAGGAGGGCAUGAACAUCGUGCGCAUGAACUUCAGUCAUGGUUCAUACGAGUACCACAAGUCAGUCAUCGAUAAUACCCGCAAGAGCUGUGCCGAAACUCCAGGCAAACCAGUCGCUAUUGCUCUUGAUACCAAGGGACCCGAGAUCCGUACGGGUGUGAUGGGUGGUGAUGGAAGCGAUGUACCGUUUGUGGCAGGGCAUGAAAUGAUUUUCAGCACAAAGGAUGAAUAUGCAGAAUCCGGUAACGACCAGGUCCUCUAUAUCGAUUACAAGAACCUUCCCAAGGUGAUGUCACCCGGGAAGGUGAUCUUUAUUGAUGAUGGAGUCAUGUCCUUCAAGGUCCUCGAGAUCUUAUCAGAGACCGAUAUCAAGGUCGUGGCUUUAAACAAUGGGAAACUUUCCUCCAGAAAGGGAGUGAACCUGCCCAAGACCAAUGUGGACUUGCCUGCCCUUUCAGAAAAGGAUAAAAAGGAUUUACAGUUCGGUAUUGAGCAUGAUGUGGACAUGAUCUUUGCUUCGUUUAUUCGAAGUGGUGAGGAUGUACGAGAGAUUCGUCGUGUCCUUGGUGAUGCUGGAAAACAUAUCAAGAUCAUCUCGAAGAUUGAGAACCAUCAGGGCGUCCAAAACUUUGAUAGCAUUUUGGCAGAGACUGAUGGAGUGAUGGUGGCCCGUGGUGACUUGGGUAUUGAGAUUCCUUGCUCGACUGUCUUUUUGGCCCAGAAGAUGAUGAUUGCAAAGUGUAGCAUUGCAGGCAAGCCUGUCAUCUGUGCCACACAGAUGCUUGAAUCCAUGACCUACAAUCCUAGACCUACUCGUGCAGAAGUGUCUGACGUUGCAAAUGCGAUUUUAGAUGGAGCGGAUUGUGUAAUGUUAUCAGGAGAGACUGCCAAAGGAUCCUAUCCUCUUGAAGCUGUCCGUACGAUGCAUGAAACAUGUCUCUUAGCAGAGUCCGCUAUCUGCUAUCCUCCCUUGUUCAAUGAGAUCCGAGACUUGACCCCCCGUCCUACUGAGACGACCGAGACUGUGGCUUCAUCUGCAGUGUCUGCAGCACAGGAACAAGCAGCAGGAGCCAUUAUUGUCUUGACAACGAGUGGUACGACCGCCCGAUUGGUAAGCAAAUACAGGCCAAAGUGCCCGAUCAUUGUCUUGACACGCUAUGCAUCCACCGCCAGACAGGUUCAUCUUCACCGAGGCUGCUACCCAUACUUUUAUGAAAUCAAACGAGGUGCUGAUUGGCAGGAGGAUGUCGAUGCUCGUCUCAAGUACGGCAUGAGGAAGGCUAUAGAGGACGGCCUUCUAAAGAAGGGUGACGUGAUAGUCAUGAUCCAAGGUUGGAAGGGAGGUCUUGGCAACACAAACACUCUUCGUGUCCUCCAUGCCGAAUAGAUAG
Messenger RNA from Lobosporangium transversale, 1674 nucleotides. RefSeq names its product pyruvate kinase. Lineage: Eukaryota; Fungi; Mortierellomycota; Mortierellomycetes; Mortierellales; Mortierellaceae. Gene Ontology annotation, molecular function: magnesium ion binding; pyruvate kinase activity; potassium ion binding. Gene Ontology annotation, biological process: glycolytic process. Gene Ontology annotation, cellular component: cytoplasm. The transcript has 6 exons. The record is from RefSeq and is a predicted model, not a curated record. Bases 132 to 1670 code for a protein of 512 amino acids.